Stereum hirsutum FP-91666 SS1 is the source of this 3267-nucleotide messenger RNA. RefSeq lists its product as uncharacterized. Lineage: Eukaryota; Fungi; Basidiomycota; Agaricomycetes; Russulales; Stereaceae. The transcript has 2 exons. The record is from RefSeq and is a predicted model, not a curated record. Bases 139 to 2631 code for a protein of 830 amino acids.
UUUCAUCGUCUUCUUCCAUUCCCUUAUGCCCAACUGCUGAUUCGCGGCUCCUCUGAACCACAGAGCCUGCCUUCACCCCAACCGUCUCUCUCUUACGCAGCCGGUCCAAGCGCUCUUCACUUUCGUUUUCCGACCAAUAUGAACAACUAUCCAACUCGCCGGCCUGGCAACACCUCCAAUGCGUCCCCUGCCCAACCCAUCAAUCGCGACUCCAAUGCGCUCAGGGCGUCUGUGCUCGAUGCGGCCUUGCAGCUCGGCUUUGGCACCAACAGGAGCAUUGCGAACAUGAUAUUCGACGUCGUAGAUGAGGACGACGAAGAGAUCGCCUCACCUGGUCUGACUUCUGCCUCGACGGCUACCUCAGACGAAGCUACGUUGUCUCCUUUUCCCAUACAACCCGAUUUGCCCGGCCAGUCCCUCGAUCCCAAAUUCCUCGCACCAUCAUCAAACACCGUCUCUGAUGAACAGUUACGACUUCGUUCCGCUCCGAGUCCCACUCCAUCUACUGUUCGUUCGAAUAAUAAACUCAAGAAGUCACGGAAGGAUGGAUAUGAAAGCGCGAGCGAGGCUAAAGAGAGGAAGAAGUUGGAGAAGGAAGAGAAGAGGUUGGAGAAGGAAGAAAAAAAGAGGGCGAAGAAGGCGAAGAAGAAUGCGGGUGAUGAAACGGAGUACGAGACGGACGGUGGGUACAUGUCGGAGGCUGCGGCGGGGAGGAAGAAAAGCCCCAAGAAGAAAUCGAAGAAGGCGAGUGAUGAUGCACACGCUCCCGCGGGCGAUGACUACGACACGGACGGAGGCUACAUGUCCUCAUCAAGUCGCCCCAAGCCAUUCCGCUCAAAGUCGUCCAUCGGCAAAAAAUCAAUGGAGUCUGGCGACGCUUCUGAUGGCGGGUAUGUUUCCGACAAGAAGAAGCGCUCACUGUUCCGACUUGGUUCCUCGAAAGGGUCAAAGAAGGGAUCUACACCGGAGGCUGCUGAGGCGCCCCCGCCCGUGCCUAUGAUCCCGCUUCCCAUCGCUGAACGAUUUGCCUUGACUCUUGAUAUGCCUGAUUUCAGCUCCAGGAGCAACACUCCCGUCCCGCCCUCUGUCUCUUCGCGUUUCGGCAGCUUCGACACGUUCACUAGCGAGGAGAGCCGUGGUGGCACUUCAUUCUCUCCCACCAGUACUGACCUCCAUUCUCCGAUUCCUCCGGUGUCAGAAGAAUCCACUCUUCCAUGGGCGCAGGACGACAUCGCCGUCGGUGGCACUCGUCCCACGCCACCGGAGCGCCAGAACACGAACGAGUCCUCGCAAACUACCGCCUCCGAACCUGUACCUCUGUCUACCCACCCGACUCCAAGCCGUCGCGUGCGCUGGACGCCUUCAACCCAAUCUACCAAGAGACCCAACAUCUCUCUUCCGCUCACCUCUCUCACCUCUUCUCCAGAUUCAGGAAGCUCCUCACCGGAAGCACAAAAUGACUUGUACCGCCAACUGUCCAUUUCAGCUUCCGCCUCCGCCAGGCGAAUUCCCUCUCCAUUGCACCUCAACCCUCGCCCCAUGCCUUCCCCUGCAGGAUCAGAGUUCUCAAUCGUCACGCCCGGAGAUUACCUUCCCACCCCUUCCUCAGGCGAUCAGAGCCGCAAUCGCAGCCCAGCUCGGAGUCCGCGUGCUCAUCUCGCCACAUACGAUCUUCCUCCUCCUUCCCCUCCUCCUCAAGGACCCCUCCCCCUCCCCCCUCCCACAAACUCGCCCCCCUCGCCUUCACACCUUCGUAACCCAGCACCUACUCGCCCCAUCCCGGCCCCUCCUCCUUCAUACCCUCGCCCCAUCGGCAACGGCAUAAACCCUCCCUCCCGGGCACCCAGUCCCGGCGGCCUGAUCCAACGUGGUCGCCAAUCUCCCUUCCCUACCCGUCCCAUCCUCCCCGCCGAAGAAUCACGAGAUCUCGUGCGACGGACGAGUUUCCAGACGCCCAUCGGCGGCGCGCAUGGACGGAUGCCAAUGAGAUCCGCGAGCGCGAUGAGUAUACGACAGGAUAUGGCCGUUGGUGGUAAUGGUGGUGGUGAGCGGUCGAGAGCGGCGGCGCCACCGGGGGCUUGGGAUACGCGUGGUGGGAGGAGGUAUGGUGGGUCAGAGGAGUCUGCGCUGGAUUAUGAUUAUGAGGAGGAGAUUGAUGCGAUGGCUGCUACACCUGGGAUCAGCGUCGUCAAUGCUUCGGAGGAUGGCGAUGAUGAAGAAGAGUACGAGGCUCGUAUGCGGGACCAGGAACCCGACGAGGAUAUCCGUCCGGACGUGGCUCAGUUCUUUUUCGCUUCUGAAGAGGACAACACGACGACAUCCACCUCUGGCCGUACGCGCUCCAUCUUCGUCGAAUCGUUCAACGAAGAAGACGAUGCGUCCGUCUACCCUCCCACAUCCGUCGGCGAGCCUCAGGGUGGGUACCUAGUCUCACCUUACGAAGACGGAGACAGGACGUCCGUGUGGAGUACGGGCACUGGGACUACUGGUGGCGGCUUUUUGGACGAGGAGAAGAGCGAGAUGGUGAGGGAGAAUUUCGUGAAGAGGGUAGGGCAGAUGUAUGGGCCUGGAGGCAGGGAGAGGGAACGAGAGGUGAUCCCACCUGUCCCAGCGCUUCCGAGACGGUUCUGAGUUUGGAUUUUCCUUGGCUGGCUUCGUGUCUCUUCUCUUUCCUCUCCUCUCUCUCUCUUCUUGGACUUCUUGCAUCUUGCAUCGCCGGCCGCGACAUCGGACACCGUUCAGGUCGGACAUUCACACUUCAACUUCAUAACUUGUACCACUUUUUUAGGCCUACACUUGAAGUGCGCCACCCGCAUACUGAUACCUGUGACUCGGGCUUCGUCUCACUCGCUCGUUCUUGCCGCAUUGCUGAAUUUGUUCAUAUGUACAACGUUCUAUCGGCUGGACCUUGAACGACCACCUCCGCUCGUUUCGUCUGGUUACUUGGCUGCGUCUUUAUCCCUUUUUUUCUCUGUCGGUCGUCGCUCGCUUUCGUUCGCUCGUUUUCGUGUGCUCCGCAUUAUUGACUCCUUCGUGUUAACUCUGUAGAAUUAUAUACCCACCCUUCGCUUUUCUUUUUCAAGGUUCGCACCGUGGUCGGGUCUUCAUUAACAUUCUUGAAGCAAGAGGCUUCUUCCGCUCUUUUGAACUUGAAUGUACCACCGACUUGGACUUGCUUUUCUGUACCUCGUAGAUUUUCGGGCUAAUACUUGAAAGCCCUGACCACCGGUUAUAUCACACUUACAUUUUCUGGUCGAUGUUCGUAGC